AUGCCAUGGCCGUGGCGCGAUCGCGAGACCAACGGCGAGUCUCUGCUUCCAUUGGCAGUCCCCAGCAUCAAUGGAAUCGAUCGAGAAUACGAUCGGGAUGGGGACGAGUCUCCCCAACGCUCACGGUCCAGCUCGAGGAAACCGGGGCAUGCCCGGACCACAUCUGCUCAAUCACGGUCCGUAGCCGACGGGUACUCCUUCCUAACCCCGGCCGAGACAGCGACUCAACUCCAGACCACGUUAACACUCGGCCUUUCUCCCACCGAAGCCCUCUCCCGCCUACGCGACUUUGGCCCGAAUGAGAUCCCCCACGACCCGCCCGAUCCGUUAUGGUUGCGAUUUAUACUACAAUUCCGAGAGCCGCUUAUCAUUCUACUUUUGGUCUCCGCCUUUCUCUCCAUUUUUGUUGGCAAUAUGGAUGACGCUGUUAGUAUCACCAUGGCUGUGACGAUCGUCGUCGCCGUCGGGUUCGUGCAAGAGUACCGUUCGGAGAAAUCGAUCGAGGCCCUUAAUCAUCUAGUUCCCAACCACGCUCAUCUCGUCCGGGCCCAGUCUACGCGGCCGGUUUCCGGUGCUAAACCCUCGGCGUGGCCUCCGGCUGUUGGUGACCUAGAAGAGACGGUGCCAGGGUCCGGGUCGGAGACGCCGGGUGAGGAUUUGCUAGAAGCUACUUCGUCUAAAGUCAUGGCGACUCAGCUUGUGCCUGGGGACCUAGUUCUGUUUACAACGGGAGACCGCAUCCCAGCCGAUAUCCGUAUCACGAAAGCUACCGAUCUAACUAUUGAUGCGUCGAAUCUCACAGGGGAGAACGAGGCGCUAAGAAUGACAGCCGAGGCGCGACAACGCAGCCUCUACAACUCCAUGCUUGACCCAACUACGCCGCGCCAACCUAGCCCGUCAGUUCUCCUACCGCCUUCAUAUAACGCAGAACCGAAAGAAACUGCGCGAGGUCAAAGGGUAAAUAAUAUUGCGUACAUGGGGACGCUGGUCAAGUCUGGCCAUGGGCAAGGCAUCGUCUUCGCAACCGGCGGUAACACUCACUUCGGGACCAUCGCUACCAGCGUGUCGGGAACCGAAAGUCCUCGAUCCCCUCUUCAGCAGAGCAUGGACCAACUAGGGAAGCAGCUCAGCCAAAUAUCGUUCGGAAUUAUCGCCUUGAUAUCUCUGGCUGGACUACUCCAAGGCAAGAAAAUCCUCGAAAUCUUUACGAUAUCCAUCUCUCUAGCCGUUGCCGCGAUACCCGAAGGGCUACCGAUUAUAGUGACGGUGACCCUGGCCUUGGGCGUCCAUCGCAUGGCAAAGCACAAUUCCAUUGUCCGGAAAAUGCCGAGCGUCGAGACGCUGGGCUCGGUCAAUGUGGUCUGCUCUGACAAAACAGGGACGCUAACCAUGAACCACAUGACAACAGCUAAGAUGUGGUAUUUUGGCUCAGAAGAGCCGAUCGAUGUUGAUUCGGACGACGAGGCGACGGAAAAGUCCCCCGAUGCCGCGGCACUCCGACUCCUGCGUAUCGGCAACAUAGCAAACAAUGCACGACUUGCACAUGGAGCGAGACCGGCAUUGCUAGGAUCCCAGGGCAGAGAAUUCGCGCCGUACACGCGUUGGGUUGGACAGCCGACCGACGUCGCGAUGCUCGACCUGCUCGACAGAUUUAAGGAGCAUGAUGUGAGAGACUCGAUUGGCCCCCGCACAGCCGAAACACCUUUCAGCUCUGAAAGGAAGUGGAUGGGAGUGGUGAUCGGGACCCAUCCCGGGAAUAGCGAUAACGAAUACGCUUAUAUGAAGGGCGCUAUAGACAAAGUCCUAGACGCUUGUAGUGCAUACCUCACCGCCGAUGGUCGCGAGAUCGUUUUAGACUCCCUUCGGCGCCGAGAGGCAUUGCAAGCAGCCGAAAGGAUGGCUGAAAAGGGGCUGCGGGUCUUGGCAUUCGCGAGCGGCCCAGCGGCCAAACCCCCGCGGAGCAAGCCCGCCUAUAACUCCGCUCGAAGCCCUACACCUCUUGGCCGAGACGAAAGCCAGAGCCCAGGGAUAUCCAGUAGCGAAGAAUCCUACAAGGGUUUAACCUUUGCGGGACUGGUAGGGAUGAGUGACCCUCCGCGACCAGGGGUGUCUCGGUCCAUCCGAAAAUUAAUGCGCGGCGGCGUCAAGGUCAUCAUGAUCACUGGCGAUUCCGCAACUACGGCGUUGGCUAUCGGAAGACAGCUUGGCAUGCAGAUUGCCACACCUCGCGAGCACUCUUCGAACCAGGUCGCCGUUAAACCGGUGCUCACGGGGGACGAACUCGACGCCAUGACAGAGGACGACCUCGCGGCGGCGAUGCAGAACACGACAAUAUUCGCGCGUACAAACCCAGACCACAAGAUGAAAAUCGUCCGAGCGCUUCAAUCGAGAGGCGACAUCGUUGCCAUGACUGGGGACGGGGUAAACGAUGCCCCGGCGCUGAAGAAGGCUGAUAUCGGUAUAUCUAUGGGUUUGCAUGGGACCGAUGUGGCCAAGGAGGCUUCGGACAUGAUUCUCACAGAUGACGAUUUCUCAACCAUACUUCACGCUAUCGAAGAAGGCAAGGGCAUCUUCAACAAUAUUCAGAACUUCAUCACAUUCCAGCUCAGUACCAGCGUAGCCAGUCUGGCUCUGGUCCUCGUCUGCACCUGCAUGGGGCUCAAAACUCCCCUGAACGCCAUGCAGAUUCUCUGGAUUAACAUUAUUAUGGAUGGUCCGCCAGCCCAGUCUCUGGGCGUCGAAAAAGUAGAUCCAGAUGUCAUGUCGCGCCCGCCGCGUUCUCGACAUGAACCAGUUCUUACGAAAACUCUCCUCUCACGCGUCCUGACGUCUGCCGCAAUUAUCAUGAUAGGUACCAUGGCCGUGUAUAGCCGCGAGAUGCUACGAGACAGCGAAGUCACCCGGCGCGAUACGACAAUGACCUUCACCUGCUUCGUGCUUUUCGACAUGUUCAACGCGCUGACGUGCCGGUCCGAGAGCAAGUCCAUAUUCAGGGGCGAGGUGGGCCUGUUCUCCAAUAAGCUAUUCAACUGGGCGGUGUCGCUGAGCUUUGCAGGCCAGCUGCUCGUCGUCUACUUCCCGUGGCUGCAGGAGAUCUUCCAGACGGAGGCGCUAAGCUUCCUCGACCUCGUGAGGCUGUUCGUGCUGGCGAGCUCGGUAUUCUGGGCCGACGAAGUCAGGAAAUGGUAUAAAUACGGGCGCAGGCGGUUGAACGGGUACAGUCAAGCCGUCUAG
This is a messenger RNA of Durotheca rogersii, 3234 nucleotides long. RefSeq names its product calcium-transporting ATPase type 2C member 1. Gene Ontology annotation, molecular function: ATP binding; P-type calcium transporter activity; ATP hydrolysis activity. Gene Ontology annotation, biological process: intracellular calcium ion homeostasis; calcium ion transmembrane transport; manganese ion transport. Gene Ontology annotation, cellular component: endoplasmic reticulum; Golgi membrane; plasma membrane. The coding region runs from base 1 to 3234 and encodes 1077 amino acids. The transcript has 3 exons. NCBI's taxonomy places the organism in Eukaryota, Fungi, Ascomycota, Sordariomycetes, Xylariales, Xylariaceae. The record is from RefSeq and is a predicted model, not a curated record.